UUCUCUAAAGAAGAAGAAGAAGAAUGGUGACAACAAUGGCGAUGAUGGUGACUUUAGAAGGGAAGAGAGUGGUUUUGGUUCCGUACAUGGCGGAGCAUGUUCCAAAGUACCAUCAAUGGAUGCAAGACUCGGCGCUUCUUGAAGCUACGGGAUCUGAGCCGUUGAGUCUUGAGCAAGAGUUUGAGAUGCAGCUUUCUUGGACCCAAGAUCCCAAUAAGCGGACUUUCAUUGUGUUGGACAAGGAUUUCAUAAAGGGAGAGCUGAUUCAUGGCGAACCGCACGUAGAAGCCAUGACGGGGGAUGUGAACAUUUACAUGAAUGAUGUUGAUGAUCCAAAAGUUGCGGAGGUUGAAAUAAUGAUAGCUGAGCCCAGAAGCCGUGGUAAAGGACUAGGAAAGGAAUCUGUGUUGAUGAUGAUGGCUUAUGGUGUCAAGAACUUAGAGAUUCACAAGUUUACAGCCAAAAUCGGGGAAUCAAACACAGCUUCUCUCAGCUUAUUCCGCAAACUGGGUUUCGAGGACUCUUCUUACAGCGGUAUAUUCAAAGAGGUUACACUCGAGUAUAUGGUGACUAAUCUCCGUCGAGCAGAGCUCUUGAAGUUAUUGGAUGAAGUCAUUACGCACACUCAUUCAUCUAACAACCCAUCAGACUCGCUGCUAUCAGGAGAAGCUAUUGCAUAAAGCAUUUUAUUCAGUGUUUAUUGUUAGUUUACUCUUCAACUAACAAACUCUUGAUUCACCAUUCUGCAUUAUCCCAACGGUAGAAGCCUGAACAAUGAUGGGAACACAAUAAUUUAAUAUAUGGAUUUUAUGCAGAAUUGCAGA
Arabidopsis lyrata subsp. lyrata is the source of this 824-nucleotide messenger RNA. RefSeq names its product N-acetyltransferase 9-like protein. Lineage: Eukaryota; Viridiplantae; Streptophyta; Magnoliopsida; Brassicales; Brassicaceae. Gene Ontology annotation, molecular function: N-acetyltransferase activity. The transcript has 6 exons. Bases 24 to 680 code for a protein of 218 amino acids. The record is from RefSeq and is a predicted model, not a curated record. Gene Ontology annotation, biological process: protein acetylation.